AUGUCUUCACAAGAGGGUAUAUACUUCCCUACCGUCUACGAACCUACAGUCUUCGAGAACUAUGUCCACGACAUCUUUGUCGAUAAUGUCCACAUUGAGCUGUCCUUGUGGGACACUGCCGGCCAAGAAGAAUUCGACCGUCUCCGCAGUCUAUCCUAUGACGACACAGAUCUGAUCGUCCUCUGCUACAGCGUCGACAGCAAGGACUCGCUCGAGAACGUCGAAAGCAAAUGGGUCGGCGAGAUCGCGGAUAACUGUCCUGGUGUCAAGCUUGUUCUUGUGGCGCUCAAGUGUGACCUGCGCGAGGGCAACGAUGACGAGAAUGUCGGCGCCGAUGGCCAGCCACAAGCAGCGCAACCCGGCGAGAAGCGCAACACCACCCUCAUCAACUACGAUCAGGGCCUCGAGGUCGCCCGUCGCAUCCAGGCAUCUCGUUACCUCGAAUGCUCGGCCAUGAAGAACCGUGGCGUCAACGAGGCCUUCACCGAGGCCGCGCGUGUCGCCCUCAGCGUCAAGAAGGAGCGCGACGAGUCCAAGUGCAUCGUCAUGUGAGCCAGCUGGGCUUCAUGUCCAUCAUCGACACCUACUCUCUUACUAUAAUUGCUUGUCUACUCCAGGGGGCGUCGGCGUUUACGCGAAGCGGAUCGGAUCCGGAUACGGCCCCUUGACUCUCUGCUUUUGCUCUUUCAUCACAGCCACACUUUUCUUCUUUCUACAGUACACCCACCAACGGAGCCUGGGAUCGCCCAACACAACCACCCUUUUCUUUGACCCUCCCGCUCACGCGAGCAACUUCAUCUUAUUACUCCCGUUACUUGUGGCUGGAUCGCGCCUUCCCCUUGCCCACGAUUCACCAGACUUUGAAACUGUAUAUAUCAGAGUAUUCUACUCGCCUUUUCUUCGUUCGCUGCACUGUUUCCCGUCUUUUGUCAUGUCCAGUGUGUUCUCUUCAUAUAUAACGGCGGUGACCCGGGAAAAGGACUUGUAGACUUUUCGUUGCGGAGAGUGGUUCGUCUUGUCGGACCUUGCAGUGUCUUGUAUUGCAGGUGUUGGUACUAUGUUCCAGGCUGACGUCAACCCAAAGAAUUCGAAUUCU
Molecule: messenger RNA, 1096 nt
Organism: Verticillium dahliae VdLs.17
Lineage: Eukaryota; Fungi; Ascomycota; Sordariomycetes; Glomerellales; Plectosphaerellaceae
Product: GTP-binding protein RHO3
Exons: 4
Coding region: 1-552 (183 amino acids)
Biological process (GO): small GTPase-mediated signal transduction
Molecular function (GO): GTPase activity; GTP binding
Source: RefSeq, a predicted model, not a curated record